UUCUCACUUGUGCUUAUGGAUCCUCCAUGGGAAAAUAAAAGUGUAAAAAGAGCUAAACAGUAUGCAUCUAUGGAUUGCUAUCGCCUUUCAAACAUUCCGCUUGGACAAUUGGUUUUACCCAAUGGAAUUGUUGCUGUAUGGGUUACAAACAAGUCUAAAGUACGUGAAAUGGUAUUGAACAGACUUUUUCCAGCUUGGGGAGUAGAGUUUGUUACUGAAUGGGUUUGGCUUAAAGUCACUCAUCACGGCGACUUGGUCAUUGAUCUUGAAAGUGCGCAUCGCAAGCCGUUUGAAAUAUUGAUUCUUGGUCGAAAGAAGCCAUCCAGAGUAUUGAAAGACUCUAGUCAUACGGAUCAAGAAUUUAAAGUAGAUCCCAUUCCAUCCAAAGUGAUUGUGAGUGUUCCAUCCAAACAUCACUCACAGAAACCCUUUAUCCAUCAUCUACUGGAGCAGUUUGUAACAACGCAAGCAAAUGGAAAACUGGAAUUAUUUGGUAGAAACUUGUAUCCAGGAUGGCAUUCUUGGGGAAAUGAAGUAAUAAAGUUUAAUUCGCUCUAA
Messenger RNA from Batrachochytrium dendrobatidis JAM81, 558 nucleotides. RefSeq lists its product as uncharacterized. Gene Ontology annotation, molecular function: methyltransferase activity. The annotation marks the transcript as partial. The record is from RefSeq and is a predicted model, not a curated record. Gene Ontology annotation, cellular component: nucleus. The transcript is spliced from 3 exons. NCBI's taxonomy places the organism in Eukaryota, Fungi, Chytridiomycota, Chytridiomycetes, Rhizophydiales.